CACCGCCGGGCGAGCGCCUGAGGGCCGCAGGCUCCAGCCGUUGCCGUGGCAACAGGCCCCGCCCCCCCGGGCCUCGCGCUCCCCGCUGCCGGAGGCGAGGGGGGCCGGCUCACAUCCUGGCGCGGCGGCGGAAGAGACGGCGCGCCCGGCGGGCGGCGCCCCGGAAGCGCCUCGCGGGGACUCCCGGGAGUUGUAGUCCUGGCGCGGCGGCGGACCGGCGCCAGAGAGUUGGCGGCGAGGAGGAGGAGGAGGAGGAAUCAUCGCUUUCUGCCGUGAUGGAGAUGUUCUCAUUGAAUUCCCUUAAAGAUUCCAGAGACUUGUUGAAGGAAUUUCCACAGCCUAAAAACUUGCUCAACAGCGUGAUUGGACGAGCCCUGGGCAUUUCUCAUGCAAGGGACAAACUGGUAUACAUCCACACUAAUGGGCCAAGAAAAAAGAAAGUCACUCUGCAUAUAAAGUGGCCUAAGAACGUGGAAGUGGAAGGCUAUGGGACCAAGAAGAUUGAUGCUGAGAGGCAGGCAGCAGCAGCUGCAUGCCAGCUCUUCAAGGGCUGGGGUUUGCUGGGGCCCAGAAAUGAGCUGUUUGAUGCUGCGAAGUACCGGCUCCUCGCAGACCAGCUUGGCUGCCCCGAUGAGAGGUGGUGUUCGGAGGGCAAGUGGCGCUCCAAGUCCGGACCUUCUCUCGCCGACUUGUCGACCUGCUGGCGACGGAUGGAGCCGGACGAUUCCAUCCAGCCCAUGGAGCAGGGCCGCAUGCCUAAAGCAAUGCGGAGAGAAGAGCUGGAGGAAGGGGAGCUAGAGGAGGGGGAACUGGAGGAAGGAGAGCUGGAAGAAGAAGCGAUCGAUGUUUCCGAUUAUUUACCUAUGGCACAUCAGGAUGCUCGAACCUCAGGCAGAGAUGCAAGCCGAGGAGGGAGUUCCAUCGAAAUGACAGACGACAACACUGCCAUCCGUGCUCUGACGCAGUUCCCGCUUCCCAAAAAUCUCCUGGCCCAAGUGAUUCAGAUCGCCACCUCUUCCUCCACGGUCAAGGAAUACAUGCAGUUCCGUACAGUAGGUACCAAGACCAAGAUCUGCAAGCUCACGCUCCGCUGGCCCUGUCCGAUGACUUUUGCUGCCAAGGGCCGUCGCAAGGUGGAGGCAGAAAACAAAGCAGCGGCGUUGGCCUGUCAGAAGCUUAAGAGCCUGGGCUUAGUGGACAAGAACAACAACCCUCUCAGCCACGCCAUGUACAACAUGACCUCGCUCCGGGAACUUGGUGAGAACCAGAGGAAACCCUGCCACAUCAAAGUUCCUGAAGCCACCCUGCGCAAGAUUGAGAACUACCUGAAUCAUUACCCAGUGGACAUCAGGGAAUCCAGGCCCCGGAUUGCUGAUGACAUGAUGAACCUGAGCAAGGAAUCCGGCGCGAUAAGCGACGCGAUCACGGGGAAGACGUACAUCCCUAUGCUGGAAGCAGAGGAAGUGCGCCUUAGCCAGAACCUCCUGGCCCUCUGGAAAAGGAGAGGAUCCUCGUGGCAGGAGAGCCACCCGCUGCCGGUGGAUCCUCACAAGGACACCAUCCUCUCGGCCAUCGAGCAGAACCCCGUGGUCGUAAUAGCAGGAGACACGGGCUGCGGGAAGACCACGCGGAUCCCUCAGCUCCUGCUGGAACACUACAUCCUGGAGGGACGCGGCGCCCGCUGCAACGUCGUCAUCACCCAGCCCAGGAGGAUCAGCGCCAUCUCGGUCGCCCAGCGCGUGGCGCAGGAGCUGGGGCCCAACAUGAGGAAGAACGUGGGCUACCAGGUGCGACUGGAGAGCAAGCCCCCCGCCCGGGGAGGAGCCCUGCUCUUCUGCACCGUGGGCAUCCUGCUGCGCAAGCUGCAGGGCAACCCCAGCCUGGAGGGCGUCAGCCACGUCGUGGUCGAUGAGGUCCACGAGCGAGACGUCAACACGGAUUUCCUGCUCAUCCUGCUCAAGGGCAUCCAGAAGCUCAACCCCGACCUGCGCCUGGUCUUGAUGAGCGCCACGGGAGACAAUCAGCGUUUCUCGCAUUACUUUGGGGACUGCCCCGUGGUCAAGGUGCCGGGCUUCAUGUACCCGGUGAAGGAGUACUAUCUCGAAGAGAUCCUGGCCAAGCUCGGUAGGCACCGGCACCGGCACUAUGAGAUAAAGCAAUCAGAUGAUGAAUGCGUCCUCGACCUCGAUCUGAUCACCGACCUCGUACUCCAGAUUGACGCCCACGGAGAACCAGGCGGGAUCCUCUGCUUCCUCCCUGGCUGGCAGGAAAUCAAAGGAGUGCAGCAGCGCCUGCUGGAGAUGCUCGGGUCUCAGAACAGCCGGUACCUCGUCUUACCAGUGCACUCUAACAUCCCCAUGAUGGACCAGCAAAACAUCUUCCAGCGGCCUCCGCCCGGCGUCAGGAAGAUCGUCCUGGCCACCAACAUCGCUGAGACCUCCAUCACCAUCAACGACAUUGUCCACGUGGUGGACAGCGGCACGCACAAGGAGGAGCGCUACGACCUAAAGACCAAGGUGUCUUGCCUGGAGACGGUGUGGGUGUCCAAGUCGAACGUCGUGCAGAGGCGAGGGCGUGCUGGCCGCUGCCAGUCAGGAUUUGCCUAUCACCUCUUCCCUCGCAGCCGCCUGGACAAGAUGCCGACUUACCAGGUUCCAGAGAUCCUACGCACCCCACUGGAGAACCUGGUGGUUCAGGCCAAGAUCCACAUGCCAGAAAAAACAGCGGUUGAAUUUCUGUCCAAGGCUCUGGACAGCCCUGACAUCAAAGCUGUGGAUGAAGCAGUGAUCUUGCUGCAGGAGAUCGGAGUGCUGGACCAGCGAGAAGCCCUCACCACGCUGGGCAAACGCCUCGCCCAGAUCUCCACGGAUCCCCGGCUGGCAAAGGCUAUCGUCCUGGCCUCCAUCUACCGCUGCCUCCACCCCCUGCUCGUCAUCGUUUCCUGCCUCACCCGGGACCCCUUCAGCAGCAGCCUGCAGAACCGUGCGGAGGUGGACAAGGCCAAGGCUGUUCUGAGCCGGGAGAGCGGGAGCGAUCACCUCGCCUUUGUCAGAGCUGUGGCGGGCUGGGAGGAGGUGCUGAGGCGUAGAGACAGCCGUGCCAGGGAUAACUACCUGCAGGACUACUACCUGUAUGGCCCCAGCCUUCGCUUCAUCAACGGCCUUGUCAAGCAGUUCUCUGAGAACCUCUACGAAGCCUUCCUGGUGUCGUCCCCGUCUGACUGCACCAUGCCCUCGUCCGUAUGUAACCAGUACAGUGAAGAGGAGGAACUGGUCAAGGGAGUGCUCAUGGCUGGGCUCUACCCCAACCUCAUCCAGGUGAGACAAGGCAAAGUGACCCGCCAAGGGAAGUUCAAACCCAACAGCUACGCCUACCGGACAAAGGCUGGCACCGUUCUGCUCCACAAGUCAACGAUCAACAGGGAGGCAUCCAAGCUGUACAGCCGCUGGCUAACGUACUUCAUGGCGGUGAAGUCCAACGGCGGCGUGUUUGUGCGGGACUCCUCGCAGGUCCACCCGCUGGCUGUGCUGCUCAUGACUGACACAGACAUCCACGUCCGAGAUGAUGGCUGGCGAGCAACAGUCUCCCUGACAGACAGCGACCUCCUGGUGCUGGAGGGAGACUCCUACACCAUCCGCCUGCUGCGUGAUUUCCGCGUAUCGCUCUCCAAGAUGGUGGAGACGUGCCUGUGCUAUGAGAUGGCAGCCAUCCCCGGGGACCUGCACCACCAGCACAGCCAGCUGCUCGACAUCCUGGUGGAUCUGCUCAAAGGCCCUCCUGGCAGCUUUGGCGCUUAGGCAGAGCUGGAGGAUUGUGUGGGGACUUGUAAUUUGUAUAAAGAUGUUCACAAAUGUUUAUUUAAAUAAAGUUCUAUUUAUCCCUUGUGAAGUCAUCUCUCUCCAUCCUAGAAGAUUAAUGUUGUCUGAAUCUCCUGCUGUCGGCUCCGUGCAUGGUCACCGUGUAGGAAGAACCAGCGCCGUACCGCCUGGGACGGACUGCGAGUGCCGAUGGACCCUGACGGGAGCUUCGUGGACCCCCCCCACCUCCUCCGCUCCAACAGCGUCAGUCCCUGAACUGGAAAGCAAGGACACGGCUGCUGCGUGCCGUCCUCCGCCCCAUCCCCACAGGGCCGGGCAGGAGCAGCUCUGGUUCGAGAGCUACUCCGGGCUCAAGAGGAGGACGGAUGUCUCGGCUCGCCUGUGCCUGCUCCGGGGGCCGGGGCCGGGCACAGCGUGGAUCCAGCAGCUCUGGCGCAGGGUGGUGAUUUCUGUCGUCGUACCUCUCCCCGCACCGCGCGCCCCAAGGACGUCGGAGGGGAGGAAGCCCCAAAGGUGCCGGAGGCGACGCUCCACGCGGGACCCGAGCCUCACAGCGGGGCCCUGCCGCCCCACAGCGCGAGCGCAGUCGUGGCGUUAUGAGUGUGAGAUGUGACUCGUUGUUCCUAAUCUGCCUGUACUUUUUGUCUUCUUGCGUUGUUAUUAUUUUCUUUUUUUUAUUAUUAUUUCUUGUUCUCCCUACGUCAAGGAGGCCGGAUCCCUGUAACUUGUGCAACACAGGACGUGAUUGUAGAUGCCAGUCUGCCUGUGAGCGCUUUCUCCUGCAGGAGGCCAGGAGCAUAGGCACAAAAUUCUUUGUUUUCUAUGAACAGGGACCAUAUUUCUGUGGAAGGAGGAUUGCGACAGGCGCAGCAUUAAAUGAGAGGUCUGGAGUUUAAUCCCAGCUUUGCCUUGGAUCCCCUGUCAAAUGAAGACAGUGACCUACCUCACAGGGCUGUUGUGAGGCUUCGUUAAUGUUCGUAACGCAUGUGAGACCUCAGGCGGGACAGUGCCACGGAGGAACGAGUAACGCACACGCUGUGCGGGCGCUGGGGGAGCCGAGGGGUUGCGCCCACGGGGGCGGGCGCCCGGCGUGGUGCUGGAGGGAGGUGCUGCUACUGCUGUGCCCAGCAGCUGAGCAAAAGGCAGUCACAGGGCCUGGGAUUAUUUGUUUUUAUUCACCAUUUCUUAUGCUCUUUGUAUCUGGAAAUCAAGGCGAGGUGGGCGCCCCAGCUGGGCACGCUGCUGUGCUCUGCUGGGGGAGGAAGGGGCUGAGCUCCUGCAGGUGUGGACGAUGGCGAAGGGGGUCCCUGCCCCGCAGCGUCCCGACCGCACUGGGGCCGGGGGCUGCCUGCUGCUGGGGCCACCUUUUGGUUCUGCCACUUGUUCUCUACUAAGAUUUAAUUUACUCGUCAUGGGCUUUAAUUAACGGAGCUGUGGCCCCUGCCAUCUGAACUGAGGGAGUGGAGCGGAGGGGUGCGGGAGCCCCGCGGCUCCAGUGGCCGUGGGCGAAAAGCACAAGGGCAGGGGGUGGCGGGGGCUUGGGGCCGCCUCUGCCCUCCUGGAGCCACUGGGCUCCCGCGGGCGGUCGGAGUCCUGCAGCCUGUGUUCACUCGAAACUUUUCAUCUUCAUUUCACUUGCUUGAGGUUGUCACUAUUAUUUGACCAGUGUUUGUUUCUUUUGGCCUGUAUAAUGGGCAGUAUGGUUUUUUCCCUUCCAGCAGGUUUAAAAAAAAAAAGAAAAAAAAAAAGAAAAAAAAGACUAAGCUAUUGUCUAAAUGGUUCAGAACUAGUGUGAUAUUGGGAUACUUCAGUGGCUGUUAUGUGAUACUGGAUCUUUUUACAACAUAGAUUAAAGACAAUAAAAAGGGAUAGAGUAGUAA
This is a messenger RNA of Cygnus olor (mute swan), 5698 nucleotides long. RefSeq names its product DExH-box helicase 30 (gene DHX30). The transcript is spliced from 20 exons. Gene Ontology annotation, molecular function: DNA helicase activity; G-quadruplex RNA binding; ATP binding. Bases 276 to 3797 code for a protein of 1173 amino acids. Gene Ontology annotation, cellular component: cytoplasm; intracellular anatomical structure; nucleus. Lineage: Eukaryota; Metazoa; Chordata; Aves; Anseriformes; Anatidae. The record is from RefSeq and is a predicted model, not a curated record.